AUGAGCUCUCCCAAUAUCGAUCUUCUCGGAGCAACCCAAGGCUCCCAAGGGGAUGGGCCUGCUCCUCCAAAGGUCCACGUCCACAUGGGGACGGUCGUUGCUGUUAUCGCUGUCAACUUUGCUCUGUUCGGCCAGCUGGUAUCUCUGGUCGGCUCGGGUUUUCUGGCUCAGACCAUGGCAACAGCACUGGGGGACACAUCCAAAGCUGUGUGGUUCAGCACUUCUCUCACAAUUGCUACUAUUACAUUGAAUCCUCCCAUCAGCCAAGCAGCUGACUACUGGGGAAGAAAGUGGUUCCUUGUCGUAACGAACGCUCUGGCCGUGGUUGGGUGCAUCGUCAUAUCGAGAUCAGAGAAUAUCGCAACAUGCAUUGUCGGCUUCUGCAUCAUGGGGGUCUCCUUCGGAUCGCAAUCUCUGAUGUACUCAGUCGUCUCAGAAGUUCUUCCGCGAAGAUACAGAGGCAUUGGACAAGGCUCACUCAACAUCUCCUCUGCUGCUGGCGGAAGUUUUGCCCUCCUGGUCGGCGGGGCGCUUGUCCGUCACAACGCAUAUCACUUCCGCAUCUACUGGUACAUCACCUGUGGCGUGUACGCCGUGGCUACGGUAGGAGUCUUCAUCGGCUACGACCCACCGACGAGACCUCUGCAGAGGACUCUCACCGCUUGUCAAAAGCUACGGGAGCUGGACUGGAUAGGCUUUUUCCUCAUCACCGCUGGGCUUACGCUCUUCGCUAUCGGCCUUCAGUUCUCAGGAAACCCGUACAGUUGGAGAGACGGUCCAGUCUUGGGCCCCUUCAUCGUCGGCGUUUGCCUCCUAAUAACCUUCUGUCUGUAUGAAUGGCUCGGGCGCUCCGAUGGAUUGCUCCAUCACGGCCUCUUCCAAGACAGAAAUUUCGCUAUUGCGCUGUUUGCCAUCUUCACAGAGGGGUUGGCCUUCCUGACCAGCAACAGCUACUUCGCGUAUGAGGUGGCGGUGCUGACCCACGUCAGUCUUUUCAAGGCAGUGGUACACUUCUCCAUAUUCUUCUUCGGAGGCAUCAUAUGCUCUGCUUUAGCUGGAUUGAUGGUCACUCGCACAAAGUCGGUCCGAGAGCCGUUGGUGUUUGGCUUUGCCGUACUCCUAGCAUACAAUGCCUGCAUGAUAAGCAUCAAAUCCACCGCCGGAGAGGGUUUUUUCUGGGCAUUUGCCGUGCUCGGUAGCAUUGGAUUGGGCUUCAUCCUUACCACCAUCACAAUCGCCGCCCAAAUGAGCGCUCCUCCAGAGAUGAUCUCCGUGACCACGGGUCUUCUCAUUGCCUGCCGUAGCGUUGGAGGCACCAUUGCUCUUGCCGUCAACAAUGCCAUUUUCAGCAAUAGCAUAAACCACUCGGUGCCGUCACAGAUUACCCGCGCUGUUUUGCCUUUGGGGUUCCCUGCGCAAAAUCUGACAGCACUGAUUCACGCCUUGUUGAGCAACAAACCUGCUCUGGUGGCCAAAGUGCCCGGAAUCAAUCAAGAGAUUGCUUUGGCGGCCGAAGGUGCUUUGUUCAAGGCUUAUGCGAUCUCAUUCCGCCAUGUUUGGAUUGCCGCGACCAGUUUCUGUGCUGCUGGUUUUCUGGCUUCGUGCUUGUUCCGUAACAACAAAUCCAAUUUUACAGCAGAAAUCGACGCACCGAUGGCCCGUGAGCUCGAAGAAGUUCAGGGUUUCAAGUUGGCUCCGCGGUCAGAGCAUCAAGAGAUGGUGAACAUCGAGAGAGCCAUUUGA
Exophiala spinifera is the source of this 1743-nucleotide messenger RNA. RefSeq lists its product as uncharacterized. Gene Ontology annotation, cellular component: membrane. Gene Ontology annotation, biological process: transmembrane transport. The coding region runs from base 1 to 1743 and encodes 580 amino acids. The transcript has 3 exons. Gene Ontology annotation, molecular function: transmembrane transporter activity. Lineage: Eukaryota; Fungi; Ascomycota; Eurotiomycetes; Chaetothyriales; Herpotrichiellaceae. The record is from RefSeq and is a predicted model, not a curated record.